ACCCAAACCACCAUGGCUUCUAUAUCACGCCGGGCCAUGGCAGAAGCCGUGGCCUCGAGCAGCGCACGGAUACGCCCGCUCGCAUCGUCCCCAGCAGCAACCGCUGCUCGCUGCUUCCUCGCAACGCCCUCGCGAUCCCUCGCGACCUCGAGCGCGGCCGCAGCGCCGAAGAAGCAGCUCUCGGGCCGCGGCAAGGAGCGCUUCAACUUCAACACCUCGCUGUCGAUGACUGAUGACCCGGACCCGGACCACGUGAACUUCCGCCUCGUGUCGGCGGCCGAGGUGGCCAACUACCGCGAGCCACCUACGCGCGUCAAGAUGCUCGUGCGCGACUUUAUCGACGACAGCUUGUACAAUCCGCACUAUGGCUACUUUUCUAAAAACGUGACCAUCUUCACGCCGCCCACGGCGUCAGGCUACGACUUCAGCAGUUUCCGUGACCAGGCGGCGUUCCAGGAGGCCGUGGCGGAGCGGUACGAGGCCGAGUACGGCGGCGCGGGCGAGGGCCUCAGUCGGCAGGUGUGGCACACGCCGACCGAGCUCUUCAAGCCGUACUUUGCGCGGGCGCUCACGAGCGCUAUUCUGAGCCAGUACAAGCUCAACCACUUCCCGCACGAGGACCUGAUCAUCUACGAGGUCGGCGCGGGCAACGGCUCGUUCAUGGCCGACACGCUCUCCUUCCUCCGGGACGAGCACCCCGAGGUGUUUGCGCGCACCAAGUACCGCAUCAUCGAGAUCAGUGCCGCGCUCGCUGGCGCCCAGCAGGCGCGCGCCAAGAAGGAAGGGUUCCCGAACAUCGAGGUCAUCAACCAGGACGUGUUCAAGUGGCAGGGCGGUGGAGACCAGCCGUGCUUUGUGAUUGCGAACGAGGUGUUUGACAACUUUGCGCACGACAUGAUCCGCUACGACAUGGUCACGCUGCAGCCUCACCAGGCCGUCGUGUCGAUUGACAGGCAUGGAGACUUCUCGCUACUCUACGAGCCAGUGACGGACCCGUUGCUGCGCCGAGUGCUCGCGUACCGGCGGUUGCUGCCGCCGAGCACCAACACGCAGCCGCCGCUCAGCAAGCCGAUGCUCGCGUCGUCGACGCUGCGAUCGGUGUACUCGCAGAUGCCGUUCGUGCCCAACCUCUCCCCGCCCGACUUCAUCCCGACCAAGGCGAUCGCGUUCCUCGAGCGCAUGCGCGACCAGCUCCCGCGGCACCGGCUGCUCGUGUCCGACUUUUCAGAGCUGCCCGAUGCCGUGCCCGGCCGCAACGGCCCAGUCGUGCAGACGCGCUACGGCACCAACAUGGUGCCGUGCGAGACCUUCCUCGUCAAGCAGGGGUACUUUGACAUCUUCUUCCCGACCGACUUUGAGCUCCUCCGCGACACGUAUUCGCUCAUCAUGAACUCGCCGUCCCGGCGCGACGAGGCACCGCCACCCAAGGAGGCCAAGGCCAAGGGCAAGGCGCAAAGCCGCCUCGGCAGCGAGUUCUUCUCGUCGACCGGCGUGCGCGGCUUCCGACGCCGCUCGAUCGGCGUAUACCCGCAGACCGAGUUUAUCCAAAAGUUUGGCGGCAAGGAUAUUGUGCAGGCCACGAGGACGCGCGACGGACAGAGCCCAAUGCUGGGCAUGUACCACAACGCCAAGAUUCUGUUUUGAGGACAAGGAGUAGAUCAUUAGCAUUGACCACCACUGCAUGGCAUAGAUCUCGGCACUGUCAUCAUUGUAGACGAGUAUCACAUAGGGCAUCAAGCUGCCGGGUUACUGAACAA
Vanrija pseudolonga is the source of this 1757-nucleotide messenger RNA. RefSeq names its product Protein arginine methyltransferase NDUFAF7, mitochondrial (gene SPAC25A8.03c). Gene Ontology annotation, molecular function: protein-arginine omega-N symmetric methyltransferase activity. The record is from RefSeq and is a predicted model, not a curated record. The transcript is spliced from 4 exons. Gene Ontology annotation, cellular component: mitochondrion. Bases 13 to 1644 code for a protein of 543 amino acids. Lineage: Eukaryota; Fungi; Basidiomycota; Tremellomycetes; Trichosporonales; Trichosporonaceae.